Molecule: messenger RNA, 1311 nt
Organism: Prunus mume (Japanese apricot)
Lineage: Eukaryota; Viridiplantae; Streptophyta; Magnoliopsida; Rosales; Rosaceae
Gene: SEC22
Product: Synaptobrevin family protein
Biological process (GO): retrograde vesicle-mediated transport, Golgi to endoplasmic reticulum; endoplasmic reticulum to Golgi vesicle-mediated transport
Molecular function (GO): SNAP receptor activity
Source: RefSeq, a predicted model, not a curated record
CAUUUAGAUGUUGUACCUUGGAAAUUUCAAGCUUUGCUCUUCACGUACAACACCUAUACCGCAGGAGAUCGCAGAUUAAACUCAAAGACCAACCCUCGUUUUCUCCUUUUGGUCCUCGCCAAGCCCUUCUUCACAGCUUCGAAUUCUUCUGCCUCAGAUUGCACCAUCGUCCUCACCGUUCCUCAGGUCAAUGCUAUAAGCAGUCAUUUUCGCAUUGCUGGGAAGUUGUGAAGUGAAGAUGGUGAAGCUGACAAUGAUCGCUCGUGUUACUGACGGUCUUCCACUAGCAGAGGGACUGGAUGAUGGCCGUGAUAUACAAGACUCGGAAUUCUACAAACAACAAGUCAAGGCCCUAUUCAAGAACUUGUCAAGAGGUCAAAAUGAGCCUUCAAGGAUGUCAGUCGAAACCGGCCCUUACGUUUUCCACUAUAUCAUAGAAGGACGUGUCUGUUACCUGACAAUGUGUGACCGUGCCUAUCCAAAGAAACUUGCCUUCCAAUACCUUGAAGAUCUCAAAAAUGAAUUUGAGCGUGUUAAUGGGACCCAAAUUGAAACUGCUGCAAGACCUUAUGCGUUCAUUAAAUUUGAUACAUUCAUACAGAAAACAAAGAAAUUGUACCAGGACACUCGCACUCAGCGGAAUAUUGCAAAGUUGAACGAUGAGCUCUAUGAAGUCCACCAAAUAAUGACUCGCAAUGUUCAGGAAGUUCUUGGUGUUGGUGAAAAGUUGGACCAGGUCAGUCAAAUGUCUAGCCGUUUAACAUCAGAAUCUCGCAUAUAUGCUGAUAAGGCGAGAGAUUUGAAUCGACAGGCUCUGAUCCGAAAGUGGGCUCCUGUUGCCAUUGUGCUAGGACUUGUUUUCCUCCUUUUCUGGGUAAUAAAGCUCCGAUGAUCAAAACUACUUCAUCUUUGUUCUGAAACUGUGACGAUUUUGACGGGCAUCUGUUUGUUGCGGUGGACUGCUUCCAUCUGGUAUAAUCAAUGGGUUGGGAACUUCAGAUUGGCUGGGUUAUCCGCAGGAAAGAUUUAAUGAUGUUUUGGGCUUACUUUUAUUGGUGACCGAGUUUGAUUGAGAAAAUUAAUCUGUAAGAACCUCUGCUGAUGGGUACAUAUCCACCCUAUGGAAGAGAGACCCUCAAGAACAGCUUGAGGAAUCAGAUCUUAUCAUACUACUAGUUAAAGGGAAUAGAUUUUGCUAUUUAUAUAUACAUUCUCAAUUUCAUUCAUUCCUGUCUAUUAUUGUUUGUUUUUUAUGCAGCCUGCUCUGUAGCUUUAGUCUUAUCCUGUUUAUGAACUUUGGUAUUCUGAUAA